AUGGCGCCUUUCACUUUCACUGCUCUCCUCUUCUUCUCUUUACUUCAAUCAACUUCAGGCAAAGCACUACUUCUCCACAACCAAACGAUUUCCACCGGCCAGACUCUGGUUUCCGAAACCCAAGUUUUUGAGUUUGGAUUUUUCCGUCCCGGAAAUUCCACCAACACAUUCUUAGGAAUUUGGUACAAAUCCAUCCCCGCUACCGUAGUCUGGGUCGCAAACCGAAACAAUCCCAUCUCCGAUCCCCAAUGCCCCGUCUUCUCCGUCUCCCCAAACGGCACUCUCCUCAUCACCACAGACGGAUCCGCCGUUAUCAUCUGGUCGGCAACCCCAUCAGCAGCGGCGUCACGGCCGUCUCUACGCCUUUUAGAAACCGGAAACCUCGUCGUCACGGAUGAGGCGAUCGAAGGAAGCGCCUACUUAUGGCAGAGCUUCGAUUCUCCAACUGACACGUGGCUUUCCGGUAUGAAGCUGGUGGACGAUCGCGACGCCGGCGUCAGCACCAACUUGACGUCGUGGCGAGACUGGAACGAUCCUUCUCCUGGAGAUUUCGUUGCGAAGAUCGAGAAUCAUGGCUUGCCUGAGAUGGUCGUUUAUGAAGGCUCGAGGAAAAAACUGCGGACUGGGAAGUGGAAUGGCCUCUCCUUCAACGGCCUCCCUCGCUUCCGCACCUCUGUCUCGAAAGCCGAGCUGGUCUUCGAAGAAGAGAGAUUAAUUUCCCUGGCAAUGCCUUAUGAGAGCUCGAUUAUCAUAAGAGCGAGGCUGGACUUAUCCGGCUCGGUCUACCACUAUGUUAUGAACCCUGGGAAGGAUAAGUGGAAUCCCGUGUACCCGUUCCCGCGAGACGAGUGUGAUGGGUAUGGUUAUUGCGGCCCUAAUGGGUUAUGCGCGGUGGAAAAUUCGCAUCGGUGUGAGUGUUUUAAAGGGUUUGUGCCGAAGUUUGCAGACCAGUGGGGGGUUCGGGAUUGGUCUGGCGGAUGUCGAAGGAUUAGCGCGUUGAAUUGCGAGAGUGGGGAUGGUUUUUUGGAGGUUAGAGGGGUGAAGAGCCCUGAUCUGUUGAGUUAUUGGUUGAAUGCUAGCAUGAGCCUUGAUGAGUGCAAAGAUGAGUGCUUGAAAAACUGUAGCUGCUCUGCUUGUGCUAAUCCUUAUAUAACUAAUGGAGGCACUGGCUGCUUGAUGUGGUUCGGGGAUCUCCUCGAUACCAGAGAGCUUCCUGCAGCGAAUGGCUUCCAGAACGUCUAUAUUCGCAUACCUCUUUCGCUUAUAGAUUCUACAUCCGAUGUGGAGAAGAAGAAAGCGCCUGUGAGCUUAAUACUAAUCUCAAUUGCUACUGGAGUCAUUGUUUCGACUUUUAUCAAUCGAGCUUUGCUUUUACUUGCAAGAUGGAAGAAGCGAGGGUUGAAGAAGAAUAACGAGGAUAUAGAAUUGCCGUUGAUCAAAAUGACAACUAUUCUGCAAGCAACAAACAAUUUCUCCCAAGAGAAAGUGAUAGGAGUAGGAGGUUUUGGUCCUGUGUAUAAGGGAAAUCUGUCAGGAGGAGAAGAAAUUGCAGUCAAAAGAUUGUCGAAAGCUUCUAGACAGGGUCUCGAAGAGUUCAAGAAUGAAGUUGUCUUCAUAGCGAAACUUCAACAUAGAAACCUUGUUCGGCUUCUUGGCUGUUGCAUUGAAGGAGAGGAGAUGAUGCUAAUAUAUGAAUACCUAGAGAAUAAGAGCUUGGACCGUUUUGUUUUUGAUCCGGAUCGAAGGAAACUUCUAACGUGGCCUAAGCGCUUCGACAUCAUCAUGGGAAUCACAAGGGGAAUGCUUUAUCUUCACCAUGAUUCCAGGUUAAAGAUUGUACACCGGGAUCUAAAAACGAAUAACAUUUUACUAGAUGCAAGUUUAAAUCCGAAAAUAUCAGACUUUGGGUUAGCAAGAACAUUUGAAGAGGAUGAAUCUAUAUCUAGAACGAAGAGAGUUAUUGGAACAUAUGGCUACAUGGCUCCGGAAUAUGUAUUUCAUGGAAAAUUCUCAGUGAAGUCCGACGUCUACAGUCUUGGAGUGGUGCUGCUAGAGAUAAUAAGCGGGAAAAAGAACAACGGAUUCCAACACAAUGAUCAUCUUAGCCUCCUAGGCCAUGCAUGGAUGCUAUGGAAAGAGAAGAGGAUUAUGGAAGUGAUGGACCAUUUUUUGAAGGAAACAUGUGAUGAAUCCCAGGUGAAGAGAUGCAUACAUGUGGGGUUAUUAUGCGUUCAAAAAUUAGCAGAAGAUAGACCCAUCACGCCAUCUGUAGCUCUGAUGCUAGCAACCGAGGGAGGGAUCCUGCCUGAACCGGAAGAACCCGGGUUUUUUUUGGAAGGAAGUAGUAAACGGAGCGAUCCACAAAGUUGUACAACACCACCAAGUACGAAUGCCACAGUUACCAUUACCGACUUGGAGGCAAGAUGAGAUUGCCACUUUCAUUGCAUACUCAAACUCACACAUCUGUGCAAUAUUAGCAAACUUGCUGGAAACAAGUUUAGGUAGCUAGGGUCGCAUGAACAUAGUGUUAUGUUAUCGCAUUGUCUAUAAAGUUAUCAAGUAUGAUCAAAGUUUAGUU
Messenger RNA from Salvia hispanica, 2578 nucleotides. RefSeq names its product G-type lectin S-receptor-like serine/threonine-protein kinase At4g27290. Lineage: Eukaryota; Viridiplantae; Streptophyta; Magnoliopsida; Lamiales; Lamiaceae. Gene Ontology annotation, biological process: recognition of pollen; protein phosphorylation. Gene Ontology annotation, cellular component: plasma membrane. The record is from RefSeq and is a predicted model, not a curated record. Gene Ontology annotation, molecular function: ATP binding; protein serine/threonine kinase activity.